Molecule: messenger RNA, 8703 nt
Organism: Haemorhous mexicanus (house finch)
Lineage: Eukaryota; Metazoa; Chordata; Aves; Passeriformes; Fringillidae
Gene: TRPM1
Product: transient receptor potential cation channel subfamily M member 1
Exons: 29
Coding region: 615-5495 (1626 amino acids)
Biological process (GO): protein tetramerization; calcium ion transport into cytosol
Cellular component (GO): membrane
Molecular function (GO): calcium channel activity
Source: RefSeq, a predicted model, not a curated record
UGUAGGAAAGGUUAAACCUCAGAAACCUUUGCUUCUUGGUCUUCAGAUACGUACUCUUCUACGUUUCCUGCUACUAAAAAUGAGGGAGUACGCGAAACGUGGAUGACUUUGAUAUCCGGCAUAUCCUUGUUUACUAGACUCAAUCUCAAGGAUUGCCUGGAAUGUGAUGCUAAAGCCACAGAGCGGGAGGACCCAAAGGAGGAGCGGUCAGGGGCCGGUGGACACCCCGGGCAGGGGGGACGCGGAGGAGGUCUGGAUGGAAACACAGCCACAGCCAAAGGGACCCUGGGUGAAUUUUGUGAAGACAGAGGGCUCAUCAUUCAAUUGUGUCUUCCAGUGAAGCAAGGUGAUUUUCUCCAUGAUGGGCUGAAGAAACACAGGCUGUCCUGGUCAAUGAGGCCUCCCUUCUCUGUGAUGUUCAGACAUAUUCUGGGAAUUUGCCAUGGCAAGAAAAAUUGCAUCUCUCCUCUUCUCCUCCUCCUCUUCUCUCCCUGCAAAGAAUAUCCUAUUGUUUGUGAAAGGUUGCUGCAGCAGUGCUUUGAGGAUAUGUAGUUUACAGAAGAAGCCAACUCUUCACCCAGCAGUCCCCAGUGACCUCCAGAGUGCUCAUUCUCAUGGGUCAGAAGGCUUGGAUAGAGAAGACCUUUUCUAAAAGAGAAUGCAUCUAUAUAAUUGCCAACAACAAAGACUCUACCAGGUGCUGCUGUGGCCAGCUCAUUAACCAACAUAUUCCACCUCCUCCAAGUAUAACAGCUAAUAAAAAUGAAGAAGAAACUAAGCAAGUGGAAGCUCAGCCAGAGAAAUGGUCUGUCAGUAAACACACCCAAGCAUACCCAACAGAUGCCUAUGGAAACCUGGAAUUCCAGGGAGGAGGACAUUCAAAUAAGGCCAUGUACAUCCGUGUGUCGUAUGACACUAAACCAGAUUCUCUGCUGCAUCUCAUGGUGAAAGACUGGCAACUGGAACUGCCCAAACUCUUAAUAUCUGUCCAUGGAGGCCUCCAGAACUUUGAAAUGCAACCAAAAUUAAAGCAAGUGUUUGGAAAAGGUCUGAUAAAGGCUGCCAUGACCACAGGAGCUUGGAUUUUCACUGGUGGUGUUAGUACAGGUGUCAUUCGUCAUGUGGGAGAUGCCUUGAAAGAUCAUUCUUCCAAAUCCAGAGGACGAAUAUGUGCCAUAGGAAUUGCACCGUGGGGCAUUGUAGAAAACAAGGAGGAUCUAAUAGGAAAAGAUGUAACACGAGUUUACCAAACAAUGUCAAACCCUUUAAGUAAGCUCUCUGUGCUGAACAGUUCCCACACCCACUUCAUUCUGGCAGACAAUGGAACAUUAGGUAAAUAUGGAGCUGAAGUCAAGUUACGGCGUCAGCUGGAAAAACACAUUUCCCUCCAGAAGAUUAACACACGACUGGGGCAAGGUGUUCCUGUAGUUGGGCUCAUAGUAGAAGGAGGUCCCAAUGUGAUCUCCAUUGUCUUGGAGUGUCUGCGGGAAGACCCCCCUCUCCCGGUGGUGAUCUGCGAUGGCAGCGGGCGAGCGUCAGACAUCCUGUCAUUUGCACACAAGUACUCAGAGGAAGGAGGGAUAAUAAAUGAAUCCCUUAGGGACCAGCUUCUAGUUACCAUCCAGAAAACCUUUAACUACAACAGGAAUCAAGCUCACCAGCUGUUUGUCAUUCUUAUGGAGUGCAUGAAAAAAAAAGAACUUAUCACCGUGUUCCGCAUGGGCUCGGAAGGACAGCACGACAUUGAGAUGUCCAUCCUCACUGCUCUCCUCAAAGGUACCAAUGCAUCUGCUCCAGACCAGCUCAGCCUGGCUUUGGCCUGGAAUCGUGUAGACAUUGCACGCAGCCAAAUCUUUGUCUUUGGACACCACUGGCCACCUUUAGGAAGCCUUACAGCUCCUGAUGGUACAGCUCCUGAGAAGGAAAAGAAAUCUCCAGCACCUCAGACUAAAGCAGGCAGAGGGAAAGGAAAAGGAAAGAAAAAGGGAGGAAAAGCAAAAGAAGAACCAGAAGAAGAAACAGACCCAAGAAAACUUGAACUCCUGAACUGGGUGAACUCUCUGGAGCAGGCUAUGCUGGAUGCACUGGUCCUGGAUCGAGUGGACUUUGUGAAACUGCUCAUUGAGAAUGGAGUGAACAUGCAGCACUUCCUGACUAUUCCUCGCCUGGAGGAGCUGUAUAACACUAGACUGGGUCCACCAAAUACACUGCAUUUGCUAGUCAGAGAUGUGAAAAAGGGAAAUCUUCCACCAGAUUAUCAUAUCAGCCUAAUAGAUAUUGGUCUUGUCCUGGAAUAUCUCAUGGGUGGAGCCUAUCGCUGCAACUAUACUCGGAAAAGCUUUCGGACUCUUUAUAAUAAUUUAUUUGGACCAAAAAGGCCAAAAGCUCUUAAACUACUGGGAAUGGAGGAUGAUGAGCCUCUCACCAAAGGGAAGAAGAAAAAGAAGAAAAAAGAGGAAGAGAUUGAUAUUGAUGUGGAUGACCCAGAAGUCAGCCGCUUUCAGUACCCCUUUCAUGAGCUGAUGGUGUGGGCUGUGCUCAUGAAACGGCAGAAGAUGGCCCUGUUCCUUUGGCAACGAGGGGAGGAAUCCAUGGCCAAGGCACUUGUGGCUUGUAAACUCUACAAGUCUAUGGCCCAUGAGUCUUCAGAGAGUGAGCUGGUGGAUGACAUCUCUCAGGAUCUGGACAACAACUCAAAAGAUUUUGGCCAGCUGGCUGUUGAACUCUUGGAUCAGUCCUAUAAACAUGAUGAGCAGAUUGCCAUGAAACUGCUGACAUAUGAACUGAAAAACUGGAGUAAUUCUACCUGCCUGAAGUUGGCUGUGGCAGCUAAACACAGGGACUUCAUUGCUCACACCUGCAGCCAGAUGCUGCUGACAGACAUGUGGAUGGGGCGGCUGCGCAUGCGGAAAAACCCCGGCCUGAAGGUUAUAAUGGGAAUUCUCUUCCCUCCCACCAUCCUUUUCCUGGAAUAUCGCAGUUAUGAUGACUACUCCUAUCAGACAUCAAAGGAAAAUGAGGAAGGCAAAGAGAAAGAGGAGGAAAAUGCGGACGCAAAUGCAGAUACAGGCUCCCGAAAAGGGGAUGAAGAGAAUGGAAAGAAAAAACAACCGAGCCUUCCAAUUGGAACAAAGAUCUAUGAAUUCUAUAAUGCACCUAUUGUCAAAUUUUGGUUCUACACAAUAUCAUACCUUGGUUACUUGAUGUUAUUUAAUUACAUCAUCUUGGUGCGGAUGGAACGGUGGCCAUCAGUCCAGGAAUGGAUUGUCAUCUCCUACAUUGUGACGUUGGCUUUGGAGAAAGUCAGAGAGAUUUUAAUGUCAGAGCCUGGGAAGCUGAGCCAAAAAAUCAAAGUUUGGCUCCAGGAAUACUGGAAUAUUACUGACCUGGUGGCUAUUUCAGUAUUUAUCAUAGGAGCAAUUCUUCGCCUGCAGAACCAGCCUUACAUGGGUUAUGGAAGAGUGAUUUACUGUGUAGAUAUCAUUUUCUGGUACAUCAGAGUACUGGAUAUCUUUGGUGUGAACAAAUAUCUGGGACCUUACGUCAUGAUGAUUGGGAAGAUGAUGAUUGACAUGCUGUACUUUGUGGUCAUCAUGCUGGUGGUUCUGAUGAGCUUUGGAGUAGCCCGGCAGGCCAUCCUGCACCCAGACGAGGAGCCCUCCUGGAGGCUGGCGCGCAACAUCUUCUACAUGCCCUACUGGAUGAUCUACGGAGAGGUGUUCGCUGACCAGAUAGACCGUAAGAGUAGAAUUCAUACUCCUUGCGGGGACAAUCUUUAUGAUGAUGAUGGUAAACGCCUUCCUCCAUGCAUCCCAGGGGCCUGGCUCACUCCUGCUAUCAUGGCCUGUUACCUCUUGGUAGCAAAUAUCCUGUUGGUAAACCUGCUGAUUGCUGUCUUCAACAAUACCUUCUUUGAGGUGAAAUCAAUAUCCAACCAAGUCUGGAAGUUCCAGAGGUACCAGCUGAUCAUGACAUUCCAUGACAGACCUGUCCUGCCACCACCAAUGAUUAUCUUCAGUCACAUCUACAUCAUCAUCAAGCGGAUCUGCUGCCGCUGCAGGAAGGGUGAUGGAGACCAGGACGAGCGUGACAGGGGACUGAAGUUAUUUCUGAAUGAUGAAGAGCUAAAAAAACUCUAUGAGUUUGAAGAGCAGUGUGUAGAAGAAUACUUCCAGGAGAAAGAGGAUGAGCAGCAGUCAUCUAAUGAUGAGCGCAUCAGAGUUACCUCUGAAAGAGUUGAAAAUAUGUCGAUGAGGCUAGAAGAAGUGAAUGAAAGAGAACAUUUUAUGAAAGCUUCUCUGCAGACAGUGGACCUGCGGCUCUCUCAGCUGGAGGAGCUCUCGGGUCGGAUGGUGAAUGCUCUGGAGAAGCUGGCGGGCAUCGACAAAUCCGAGCUGACGUACACGCGCUCGCGAGCCUCCUCAGAGUGUGAUGCUGCCUACCUCCUGAGGCAGAGCAGUGUCAACAGCUCUGAUGGCUACAGCAUGUACAAAUACCACAUCAGUGGGGACGAGCUGACCUUUGAUGACAGCACCGCGCCUAUGUCACCGGCCAUGCGUAAAAAAGCCCACUCUAUUGGUACCAAAGAAGAUGGAGCAGACCCAAGGAUGCUGGCUCCAGAACACCAAACUGGACUCCAUGCUUCGAGUCCUAAUGCAGUUGCUACAGCAGAUCACAGUAAAUCUACAUUAGAAAUUGCACAGAAUGUUUCUAGAGCCCGUUCUGGCUCAGGUGGUUUGGGGAGUGAAAAGCAGGGAGUUUUCAGUAGCGAUGGAAUGAUCCCUCAAAGUGUAAACCAGAUGAGUGCUGUUACGAACAGUCAGUCAGUAGCAGGACCAGAUUUUCAGAAUACUCAGUUAAAAGUAGAACGUACCAAGUUAGAAGCAACCAUCUCUUAUCCCUUAGACAAAUCCAAAGCAAUGCGUUAUUUUCCUCCUGAAACUUUCAGUGCUUGUCAAACCACUAUGAUGAAGUCAAGGAGCUUUAUUUUUGCACAAGGGGGAAAGCUGGUUGGAGGAGUUAACAACUGGACCUCAGAGUACAGUACCAUUAUGGAUCAGGUGUGCCCUUCUACAAUUGAGCAGUGGGCCACGGAGUGGAAAUACGAAGUAGAGCAGCAGCUUUCUCAAGAACGUCCUCCAGAGUACCCCGGGUUGAUCUCUGAAGCAGAAAGGCAAGCAGAGGAGAAGCAGAUGGACACAGAUGAUGAUAGUAAUGUUGGUGAAGCAGGUAUGAGUGCCUCUUACACCUCUAUGCCUGCCCCUGUCAAGGCUGAGAAGGAGAAUUUCCUGUCAGCAAAGCCAGAAAGGACUCCUGGGUUCCCAUCAGUACGCUCCAAGAGUUUGCACAGCCAUUCCCGGAAAGCCAAGUCCGUGAAGGACAAAUUAAAUAGACCAGGACAUGCCAGCAGUGUAACUAAUUUGGUGGUAGCAUUUGGCAGUGCAACAGAACAGAAAACCAGGCAAGAAAAUGCAUCCACAGAAACUGAAUGUUAAAGUGGCUUAUGGCCCCUGUUUUACCAACAGUUGAGAAAGCAGAGUGACUAAUUGAACAAAUUAGGGAUUUUAAAAUUAAUUUUUGAAGAAGAAUUGUGAAUAUAUGUAUUUCUCUUCUUUUAAACCUAAUAGAUAUAUGUUCUGUUCUUAAAUAAAUGCUUGCUGGGUUGGGUGAAAGGGAGAUGUUCUCUCAGGGGCAGAUAAAAUGUAGGUACAAUCCACAGAUGCCCAAUUUGUAGAUAUUCCUUUGUUCCCUUUCAGCCUCCUUCAUAAGCUCAUUUAAUGACAAGCUCAUUAUAAAAGCUCUUAGAGGAAGAGCAAUAUUAUAAUGUAAUAAUUUUAUCAGAAGAUUUCUCAAACUGAACACAUUUUUAACCAGCCUUAGUUUUAUCCUCACUUAUGCAGCUGGUUUCUUUGUAGCCAUGGUGUUUUUCAGAUCAAAACAAAAUUGUUGGAGGCAAGAAAAAAUUAUGCAGUCCCCUCUUUCACUUCUGAUUUCAUGCAUGCUUCUUAGCUUCUCUUUCAGAAUGGCAUGACAGGGCAGUUCUCAUCCACUAAAAUAGGUCAGAGUGGCAAAAUACAGUUGUGUUUGGAGAAAUCUGACCUGGAAAGCCACAUGUAGACAUAUUCUUAACCUGUCCUUGAACUUCAGUGGCAUAAUCUUGCUUUCAGGAUCACAUCUGUCCCCAACCCAAAGCAUGCUGACAGCCUUAAACUGUUGAAAAACAGUGAUCAUUGUUUCAAAAUGUUUAGGGAGAUUCUAAGAAUAUCAAGUACAUAGAUAUUUUAAUAAUAUAAAUACAAAACCUGCAUUAGUGUUUUGUUUGUAUAAAUGAGGAUUACAACAGAAGUCCAUGUAGACUUAGAAUAAGAUUCUGACUUUUCUUAGAUGCCUGCAAGGGAAAACAAAUCAAAACAGAACAGGAAAGGUGUUCUGAUCAGGUGAGAUUUUUUGAUCUUUGCUUGAAAUCUACUGUGACAAAUUCAUCUUCCAUUCUGCAAUUUCAUUAUGCCACAUGAGGAACAAGGAACAGUUUUUAGGAGUCUGUCUAAACAAAAUAUAGAUUUUUCCAGAUGAGAAUAGAAAUUCUGUACAUUUUCCUGAGUAAAUUUCAAAACCAAAUGUCAGAGGAGAAAAAAGUCUCUACAGAAAAAGUGUUUUGAGGACUAAGAGUGGAAACCAGCAUCCAUAGUUAGAUGUAUCCAGAGCACUUGUCUCUGCAGUGGCAUUCUAAGUACUAGGUUUUGAUAAUUUUCUUCAUAAUAGCAGGGUGUUAUUUGGGUCAUUCUUCCCUGUUAAGUCUUAGGAACUUUGAUUUCUGAAAUAUUCAGCACCUCUCUUCAACAGGGGAAGCUUACCACUGGGCAGAGGAUUUUGAAAAUUAGUUAAAGGCAGAAUACUGGUCAAAGAUUUAUGCUUAACUCAUUGCCCAUCAGGACUCACUCAUAAGCUAUUUUGAAAAGAGAUCAUUUCUAUUUUCACUCACCAUCAGCCCCACAGUGCAGGUCUCAAUGUCCUCCUUGACAAUGAUGCUUACAGCAUUUUGAAAUGCAGAGAUUGAUGGAAGACUUUAUUAAUGGUAUCUGUAUGGAUUUGUAUUGUUUGCAUUAUUUUUUCAUACUCCUUCCAUUCUUAUACCCUGAAGUACUGUUACUAAACUGAAUGAUGAUGGAAAGUGCACAGACAUUUCACAAAGUUCAGUCAUCAUUUCUUUUGGAUUUUUGCUAUCUUGGUUUUUACCAGCAGGUUUACUGGUUUCACUGCUGUUGGAACAGUGUUGACAUUUUGCUUUUUAUGUGGGCUUCUCUUUUCUUCAACUUAGGGAACUUGACAUUUGGUACAAACAGAAUGACAUUUGAAAUUGUUUCACUUCCAUGUUUACUUCUGUGUUACCAUUCUGUGCAACUACAGAGCCAUUGUGUAUAUGUGGUUAAAAUAGCCUCCAGUUUGCCAAUGCCUUUUUAUUGUUUGCCUGCACAUUCACCAGAAAUGGGUUCAUGAACAAACACAACGGGAUGCAGCUUUUCAGCACUGUGCUAAACAAGCAGUAUGCAUUGUGGAAUGGAAUACAGUGUGUUGCAUACCUCUUGUUAUAUUGUCUUUAUAAAAUGUGUGUUAAUCAUGCUUUUGACCACUUAAGUUUUUUAGCACUUACCUCGAAAAUUUAUCUGAUAGCAUGUAGAUUUCAAACAAAAAUAUUUUACCUUUGUAUUUAUAUACUUCCUUUGUGUAAAAAUAUUUAUAAAGAAACACAUGAAAAAUAUGGUAAAUUAAUUCAAUAUAGCAAUUUUUUCUCUAUAAUGUCAAAAUACUUCACUAAUCUGUUUCUUCUUAUGCAGUGCAUGAGCCAAACAUCUUCUAAGCAAAGUUUUUUUCUUAACACUUGCCAGUAAUUUUGCAUAAAAUUUUCUAUAGAGGGAUGAUUUUAAGAGGUUUGGAUAUUUUCUGUGCUCUCACACAGCAUGAACCGAAUGACAACCUCUCUGCCGUUACAUGUGAAGUAACAGCAGUGGCUUUGGCAGAGUCAUUUUAGACAAACAGCCACUUUAAUAAGAUUUAAAUAUGGUUUUGUAUGUGCAUAGAAGACUAAUAAUAGAUUUGGAGCUCACUAAGCAGAAUAAUGACCAACACAUUUGCAUGUCUACCUCCAUGCUUUCUUGAAUACUGGCUGAAAGGAUGCAGGCAGGGAAUUUGCAUUUCUGAAGAGGCAUGUUUAAUGCUGCUUUUCAGGAAGAUGUGUCCCCCUUCACUGCUAGGCAUGUGGUGACUUCACAGCAAUGUCACUGUGAAUUCCAUUGCCAUGAUUUAUUAUGUGCUUGACCUAUACUGAAGCAGGUCAAGCCGAAAGGGUGUGUACUCUAGGGCAAUGUCUAUGCAGAGAUAUUACUCUGAGGUAAUUCAAAUUUGUUCAUCUUACAGUAUCUUGCAAUACAAACAUUUCCCUUUCCCUCAAGGCAAAUGUUUUCAACACAGUGACUAAUUGUCAUAUUCACAAAGGCAGGUUCAUGACCCUACCACCUGAUUCCAUGAGUUACCCCUUUUUACAUUGCAUCAUUCAGGGACUAGCUUAACUUUGCCCUCACAAGCCUCUCCUGUUGCAGAGUCACUCUAUCAAUUUAGAAGCUGGAGUUUGAUACCUAAGAAUCAAGAAAGCCCAUUUUCCAUAUUAUUUCCUAAUUCAUUAAAGUAGCCAUUGAAACCUUCCAA